UUUGUGCAGUAUUCCUUCUCUCUGUUGUUACAGAAAUUCAUUAGUGACACAAGAAGCCUGUACGAGGCUGAGCUGGAGACGGUGGACUUCACCAGUAAUGCAGACGCGGCUCGAGUCAACAUCAACAGCUGGGUGCAGAAGCAGACACAAGAGAAGAUCCAGGAUCUUCUGUCUGAGGGCGAUGUGGAUUCUCUGACCAGACUGGUGCUGGUGAACGCUAUCUACUUCAAGGGCAGCUGGGAGACGAAGUUCAGAGAGGAACACACCAGAGAGCAGCAGUUCAACAUCAGCAAGGUCAGAGUUCACCAGGGCUUGUCUAAGGUGGUGCAUAAGUCGUUUGUUGAAGUGAACGAGGAGGGGACGGAGGCGGCUGCAGCCACCGGUGCUGUCAUGAUGAUGCGCUGCCUGAUGCGUCCAGAGCGCUUUCGUGCCGAUCACCCGUUCCUCUUCUUCAUACGCCACAAUCCCUCCAAGAGCAUUCUGUUCUGUGCUCGCGUCUGCUCUCCUUGAGCUUCUGGCGCUCCUCCACACCACGGGUUCGAGCCGUAAUACCAGAAGAUGAGGGUCAGGGUUCAGAUCUGUGCGCUUUCAAAGGUUUCAGUUGAAAGUCAAGU
Molecule: messenger RNA, 614 nt
Organism: Sinocyclocheilus grahami
Lineage: Eukaryota; Metazoa; Chordata; Actinopteri; Cypriniformes; Cyprinidae
Product: serpin B6-like
Exons: 3
Biological process (GO): negative regulation of endopeptidase activity
Molecular function (GO): serine-type endopeptidase inhibitor activity
Source: RefSeq, a predicted model, not a curated record